AUGUAUUAUCCAAUACAAAAUAUUGUCAAAGAAAAACUUCGUUCCAUUACGGUAUGAUAACGCAUAAUAGUUAAUUAAUAUGUGUAAUCGUAGAGGAUUACGACUUACAUACGUGAGAAACAAUGUAGGUAUAAAUUUCGUUUUAAAAUGUAGUUGUAUAACACGAAGCGACAGAUGAAUAUCUAAUCGCAAAUGUGAAAUGUUAUCAAGUGUAUUAUCAAGUAAUAUGGCACAAUUUACACAGUUGUAAACAUGUUGGACAUCUAAUACGAGAAAAAUAUAACAAUAGUUGACAUAAUAUUUAAUUAAUGAAACGAAUCAUUUACAUUUCAUUUCCUUCACUAUUUCAAUAAGCUACAAUUUAUUCUCGAUUGUAUAAAUGAAGAAUUAUAAUUAAAAUUAUAAUUGGACAAAACAAGAUAAAAUAAUAAUCUCUAUAAUUGGAGACAGUCAGAGUAAUAAUUAGAUUUUUUUAUAUAUUUCUAAAGACUCAUACUUUUCCCGGUUAAUCUAAGAAAUUGAAGUUUAAACAUUUAGAGUGAUUAAAAUCGAUAAUUACUUAGUUAAUUACUUAGUAGAGAAAUAAAUAUAAAUUUUGUUGCUUUUAAACUGUUGCAGUAAACAUCAUUUAAUAAGCUACACUAUGUUUCAUCAAACAUUACAUAAUAAGAUACACAUGACGAUUCAGUUUUUGAUUUCACAAUAUCAAGUAUAAGAAAUGAAACUGGUCAUUAUUUAAAUGUAUGUAAUUUUAUGAUCUUGAACGUCCAUUAGUAAAUUAAAUUUAAACGAUUGAAAAUGAUAAUGUUAUGCUGAUGACAGUAUUUACGUGAAUUUUAAAACAGCUUUUUAGCUUACGUAAAUUAACACGUGACGCGAAAAACUUGUUUUCUCUAAAACUGAUUUAUCGAUCUUUUAUGAAUUGUCAUAUCUAACAGUGUCCCAAUAUCAUAAUUAAAUAUCUCAAAAUCAUAACAUGACCAAAUAUCUAAGAUGCCACGAAAAUAUAAAUUUAAUUUCGUGAUCUUAAUGAAGGAGACUUUAUCGCUACUUGAUAAUGGCACAACUCGAAGGAGAGUUUUUUUUUAAAUUUACAGAAUGAAAACACAACGUAGAUUGAGCAUUUACUCGAUGAAAACGAGUUUAACGAAUUUUUAAAUUGAUACCACUAUCAACGCCAAGCAACGCAAUGUUGCACGUUUUAUCAAAAAAUUUUCCUCCGUAAUUCUUAGAAAAUUAAAGAAUUUCGCUUGAGUUAAAACUACUUUCAGCGGUUAUAAAUUUUGAUCUGCUAUAUUUUUUUUAUCAUUAAAUAUCUCGAUAUUUUUAUCGUUAAAACAAUAUCUGUUUUGUCUUCCGUAUAUCUCUCUGGAUAUUAUAUAACGUGCUCAGCUUACACUCAGUCAGUUGUUAUUUAAAACAUUGAUAAAGUGAAAACCUCGAGGAAAUUUAUAGUGAGUAAUUUCCACGUCGUAUUCACGAGAAAUACUUUAACAGAAUCGUAUCUUUGCUAAUUAUGCUCUGUCAGCAAAUAAUGACAUAAUAUAGUAGAUAUAGUAGAUUUUUUUAAAGAGGGGAGGACUUCAGAUGUUACAUAUAUAUCUACGGAACCAACGAUAGAGAACUCACUUUUAACGUAGCUCGGGAAACAUUCUGCCUGUAAAUGUAAAUUUCAUGUCCGCUGUCUUGUAGUGCUCGUGACAAUCGAAGCUUCACAGUGGUACGUAGUGUAUCUUUCACACCAUCUUUCCCAGUUUCUCGUCAUUUGUGUUUUCGUGGACGCAAUCAAAGAGAAAGGAAAAUGGAAUUUAAACAGAAUAUUACGAUCAGACCGUGGUAUUUUAAUGCGUUUUUGAAUUUUCGUUCUAUUUUUGCAUUUCGAGUUUUUAUGCCGUUUUAAAUCAAAAUUUAAUUAUUAAAUUGAAACAUUCUGCCAUUUCAUGCAUUUUGAAGUUAUUAAAUAUUUAUAUAUUUUUGCAUAUUAUACGCAUCUUCCAGUUUCCCGCAAAUGCAUAAAAAUCCGCAGUCCCCAAUUGCAGACAGAUAUUUCACUUUUCACGCGCAUUCUCUACACACUUGGCAAUUAUUCGUUAAAAUAUUCGUGGAUUUUUACGUAUUUAUAGAAAAGUGCAAAGAAUACACGCGUAAUAUGAGAAAAUAUAUACAAAAUUUUUUUUUUUUUUUAACUACACUCCUAAAAUAUGAAAUUGCAUGAAAAGUAUGAUCUUCCGAGACAAACAAGAACGUGUACGUCUAUCUCAGAUUCGUUUCAGACUUGACUCCGUCCGAAAUGGCCUUGCUAACGCCAUACUGGGGGCUGGACGGUCUUCUCGUCCUUUCAUCCUUGAUGAUUGGCGCCUAUAUGUACAUGACGCGGAAAUUCAAAUACUGGUCGAAGCGAGGCAUCAAGGAGAUCCCACCUACGCCUUUCGUUGGCAAUUUCGCGGACUGCAUUCUGCUAAAGAAAGCAGGCGCGGAGUUUGUCAAAGAGAUAUACGACAAGGCCGAAGGACUUCACGGAAUAGGAUUCUACAUCUUCGACAAACCAUACUUUCUGGUUCGCGAUCUAGAACUGCUGAAGCAUGUCUUUGUGAAAGACUUCAACUACUUCGCCGAUAGAUACGCGACCGCCGACAAGGUCAAUGAUCGUCUCGGCUACGCGAACCUGUUCAUGAUGAAGAAUCCCAGCUGGAAGACUCUCCGAACGAAGCUAACACCGAUCUUCACUUCCGGCAAGCUGAAGAAAAUGUUCGAGCUGAUGAUAACGAAUGCGAACGAUCUUGAAAAGUUUUUCGACUCAAUGCACUUGGAAAGCAAUGGAAAAGUAGUAGAGAUCAAAGAUAUAUGCGCGAAUUUCACCACCGACAUGAUCGGUAACACUGCGUUCGGUGUGAAAGUGAAUUCGUUGCACGAUCCAAAGGCGCCGUUCCGCGAAUACGGCAGAAAGAUCUUCGACUACGAUUUCGCUCGUAGCAUAGAAUUCUUUACCAUAUUCUUCUUCCCUAAUUUGGUCAAGUAUAUUAAACCCAAGUUCUUCGGCAAGAAACCGUCAAAGUUCCUCCGAACUGUUUUCUGGGAUGUGAUCAACCAACGAAUCGACUCGGGACAAAAGAGAGGCGAUCUCAUCGAUGUAUUGAUCGAGAUGAAGGAGAAAUACAAGGAUGACGAUACUCUGACUGACUUCAGUACAAUUCAAGGACGACGAUUUAGUGUCACAAGCGGCCAUAUUCUUUACCGGUGGUUUCGAGACGUCUUCCACUGCCAUGUCCUUCACAUUCUACGAGCUAGCUUUGAACCCAGCUGUACAAAAUACUCUCAGGGCAGAGAUCCACGACGCUCUCGCGAAAACCGAUGGCAAAAUUACGUACGAUAUGGUUAUGUCGCUGCCGUACCUCGACAUGGUAGUUUCAGAGACACUUCGCAAAUAUCCACCUCUGGGAUUCUUGGAUCGAAUAUGCCUGGCCGAUUAUAAAGUGCCCAAUUCCGAUCUGGUGAUAGAGAAGGGUACUCCCGUGUUCAUUUCCGUAAUCGGCAGCCACUACAAUCCGGAGUACUUCCCAAAUCCGGAGAAAUACGACCCGCUCAGAUUCACGGAAGAGGCUAAGAACUCCAGGCCGAGUUACGUUUAUUUCCCGUUUGGCGACGGGCCUCGCGUCUGCAUAGGUAUGCGACUGGGACUCAUGCAGUCGAAACUGGGAAUCAUUCAGAUAUUGAAGGACUAUGAAUUCUUACCUUGCGAGAAAACAAGAAUUCCAAUGGUCCUGGAUCCCAAAGCGCUCACCACGUCAGCUUUAGGGGGGUUAUAUUUGAACAUUCGAAAAGCCACGACCGCGGCCGCCAGCCACUUGUGCAGGCCCGACAACUGUUUCUCGGGAGAGUCCUCGAUCACCAGGCCGUAUCACUUGAUCUCCUCGCGGCUCGGCGAACGCGGAGGAUGCGACGGCACCAUCUGCGGGGUCUCCGGCACCUGCCUCUUCGGCCGAAAGCUUGCCGUUAACGAGGAGAUCCAGCCGCUGGGAGACUGCGAGCUCUGA
Messenger RNA from Heterotrigona itama, 4034 nucleotides. NCBI's taxonomy places the organism in Eukaryota, Metazoa, Arthropoda, Insecta, Hymenoptera, Apidae. The record is from the annotation of a GenBank genome assembly.